AUGCCAAUCAGUACCCUGUAUUGCUGCGGUUCGGUCUGUAGCACGGCUAUUGCAACAGAAGCGCGACGGCGCACAUCACCGAGAGAAAUGUUCCGUAUGGAACCGACCGGAGGUACAACAAAAACCGGUGAAGCCCUUCACUACGCCAUCAAAGAAUUCGCGGACAAGAAGCACGGCGCGAGAAAGAAUGCGCGGAAAUUCAUUGUACUGUUCACUGAUGGAUACGCACAGGACGACCCUGUGGAAGCUGCCGAUACUGCGCGAGAACAAGGCAUUACCGUUUUGGCUGUUGCUGUCGAAGAUCGAUUCAAGCCUAAUGAGCAGGAGCUCGUCGAGGUCACUAAGAAUAGAGAUGUGAGUUGA
Messenger RNA from Cooperia oncophora, 363 nucleotides. NCBI's taxonomy places the organism in Eukaryota, Metazoa, Nematoda, Chromadorea, Rhabditida, Trichostrongylidae. The record is from the annotation of a GenBank genome assembly.